Messenger RNA from Drosophila bipectinata, 2165 nucleotides. RefSeq names its product glutamic acid-rich protein-like. NCBI's taxonomy places the organism in Eukaryota, Metazoa, Arthropoda, Insecta, Diptera, Drosophilidae. The record is from RefSeq and is a predicted model, not a curated record.
AUGGUUCUAGAUCAGUUUCGUGAAAUUGGCAUUCAAGAUGGCUGGAAAUAUGUGCCCACUGUUCAAGAAUUGUGUCCUCCGUACUUUAAGACUGUGGAGAUUCCGGAAAAGAACCUUCUGCUGACUAUAGUCACCGAUAAGACUCUCUACGCCCAACACCAUAAUGUGGUAUGGCAGAAACCACGUAGGGGUAAGUUCACGAUUGCGGGAAAUUAUAAGAUCGGGGAGAAAGUGCUGAACGGUAAAGUCAUUCGGAAGACGGAGAAAGAGCCGUGGCAGGCAGUCUACAAGAUGAAGGCGCUGAUGAAACAGGAGUUUAAGCAGUUGAAAGAGCUAGAGAAAGCUAAGAAAAAUGAAGAAAAUCACGAGCCGGAGGACAUGGAAUUGGAAACAAGUGAUGAAGAUUCCGAUACUGAUACAUCUACCACCGGAUCUGAGAAAAGUGGAGAAAACGAGGAGGAAAGUGACAAGGACAACGAGAAGGAGAGUGAUAAUGAUGACGAGGACAAAAAUGACGAGAAGGAGAAGGAGAGCGGCGAAAACGAUGGCGAAGACGAUGGCGAAGACGAGGGCGAAGACGAGGGCGAAGACGAGAGCGAAGGCGAGGGCGAAGACGAGGGCGAAGACGAGGGCGAAGACGAGGGCGAAGACGAGGGCGAUGACGAGGGCGAUGACGAGGGCGAUGACGAGGGCGAAGACGAGGGCGAAAAGGAAGAAGGCGAGGACGAUGAGGAGGAGAAUGACGAAGACGAAGAUGACGAGGAGGAGAGUGACGAUGACGAAGAUGACGAGGAAAAGAGCGAUGAAGAUGAAAAUACCGAAGGAGAGAAUAACCACGAGGAGCACGUUGCUUUAAAGCUCAAUAGCCCGGAAGCCCUGAAGUUUUGGGAUGAGGUAAAUCGCAACAUUAAUAUAUUUCUACAAGGCGAAAAUGACAAGGAGAAGAACGACAAAGAGAAGGAUGAGAAUGACGAAAAUGACGAGGAGGAAGAGAACGAUGAAGACGAGGAAGUAGAGAUGAAAGAAAAAAUGGAGGAAGAGAUGCAGUUAGAGGUAAAGGAAGUGAAAGUGACAGAUGUAGAAGAAGAAGAAGAAGAUGACGAGGAGGAGAGCGAUGAAGAUGAAAAUACCGAAGGAGAGAGUAACUAUGAGGACUUGCCAGUUGCUUUACAGCUCAGUAGCCCGGAAGCCCUGAAGUUUUGGGAUGAGGUAAACCGCAACAUUAAUAUAUUUUUACAAGGCAAAGAUGACAAGGAAAAGGCCGACGAAAAUGACGAGGAGGAAGAGAACGAUGAAGACGAGGAGAUAGAGAUGAAAGAAAAAAUGGAGGAAAAAAAAGAGAAAGAGAGGAAAGUGGAAGUGAAAGAGGAAGAGGAAGUGGAAGUGACAGAUGUAGAGGAAAACGAAGAAGAAGAAAAAGAGAAUGACAAGGAAGAGAGCAACAAAAAUGACGAGAAGGAGGAAAACAACAAAGUUGAGGAGAUCGUCGAGAGCAACCAGGAGGAGCCGAUCGAAGAAGGACCUUAUGGCAACAUUUUUGACAAUGACGAGUUCCAGGCCAGGGUCCUGGAUUUGGCAGUAAGAUACCAUCCCUUGUUUUCUGCGGAUAAUGAUGAAGAUGAUGAAGCCGCCUGGAUGAUGAUGGAGGAUGACUACGAAGAGGAGAAUGAUGAAAAUGAAAUGGAAGAGGAGGAGAACGACGAGAGUGCCGAGGCGAUGCUGAUUUUUCCCGACAACUUUAAUGCUUCCCCCAUAAUGAUGUCGGAUGAUGAAUUGGAUCUGGAGAUUUUGGAUCCGGAGGUAAAUGAUGAAUCGUAUAUCCUUGAACCGGCAGUAAAUGCUUCCUUCAUACCGAUAUCGGAUGAUGAACCGGAAGUUAGUGUCACCAUUAUGAUGGGGGAUAAUGAAACCGAUCCUUUACUAAAUUCACAGAUCUUGAAUCCGGAGAUCUUGAACCCGGAUGUAAAUGCUUCCCUUGCACCGAUAAUGAAUGAUGAAGUGCUUAUCGUUCAACAGGUUAUAACCGUAGUUUUAUCGGAGGACGAAUACAAUUCCUUAUCAAAUCCAAACAAUUCUGAACCGGGGGUAGUAAUGGAGGAAUUGCUACCCGAAUCUUUGUAAAAGAAUCCUGCAUCCUAACCUGGGAAGAAGGAAGGCUGUGUGGA